This is a messenger RNA of Lontra canadensis (Northern American river otter), 2160 nucleotides long. RefSeq names its product calcium binding protein 39 (gene CAB39). Lineage: Eukaryota; Metazoa; Chordata; Mammalia; Carnivora; Mustelidae. The record is from RefSeq and is a predicted model, not a curated record. Gene Ontology annotation, biological process: intracellular signal transduction. Gene Ontology annotation, molecular function: protein serine/threonine kinase activator activity. Bases 206 to 1231 code for a protein of 341 amino acids. The transcript is spliced from 9 exons.
CGCGGGAGUCGGUCACCGGGAGCAGGAGCAGGCGGAAGACAACGGAGGGGCCGAGCGCCCGAGCCGCGCCGCGGGGACCCAGCGAGCAGCCCGAGGCGGCGGCGGCCGAGGACGGGGACGGCGACGACGCGGAGGCAGAGAGGGAGCCGCCCGGCCCAGCCCGGUAAAGCAGGCAGAGCGCAGCGAGGCAUCCAUCGCUGCCGCCAUGCCGUUCCCAUUCGGGAAGUCGCACAAAUCUCCAGCAGACAUUGUGAAGAACCUGAAGGAGAGCAUGGCCGUUCUGGAAAAGCAAGACAUAUCUGACAAAAAAGCAGAAAAGGCCACCGAAGAAGUUUCCAAAAAUCUUGUCGCCAUGAAGGAGAUCCUGUACGGCACGAACGAGAAGGAGCCUCAGACAGAGGCCGUAGCGCAGCUGGCACAGGAGCUGUAUAACAGCGGGCUCCUGGGCACGCUGGUGGCCGACCUACAGCUCAUUGACUUUGAGGGCAAAAAAGACGUGGCUCAAAUUUUCAACAAUAUUCUCAGAAGACAAAUUGGUACAAGAACUCCUACUGUUGAAUACAUCUGCACUCAACAGAAUAUUUUGUUCAUGUUAUUGAAAGGGUAUGAAUCUCCAGAAAUAGCUCUAAACUGUGGAAUAAUGUUGAGAGAAUGCAUCAGACAUGAGCCACUCGCAAAAAUCAUUUUGUGGUCAGAACAAUUUUAUGAUUUCUUCAGAUAUGUCGAAAUGUCAACAUUUGACAUAGCGUCCGAUGCAUUUGCCACAUUCAAGGAUUUACUUACAAGACAUAAAUUGCUCAGUGCAGAAUUUUUGGAACAACAUUAUGAUAAAUUCUUCAGUGAAUACGAGAAGUUACUUCAUUCAGAAAAUUAUGUGACAAAAAGACAGUCACUCAAGCUUCUCGGUGAACUACUCUUAGACAGACACAACUUCACAAUUAUGACGAAGUACAUCAGUAAACCAGAGAACCUCAAGUUAAUGAUGAACCUCCUGCGGGACAAGAGUCGUAACAUCCAGUUUGAGGCCUUCCACGUUUUUAAGGUGUUUGUAGCCAAUCCCAACAAGACGCAGCCCAUCCUAGACAUCCUCCUCAAGAAUCAGACCAAACUUAUAGAGUUCCUCAGCAAGUUUCAGAAUGACAGGACCGAGGACGAACAAUUUAACGAUGAGAAGACCUAUUUAGUUAAACAGAUCAGGGAUUUGAAGAGACCAGCUCAGCAAGAAGCCUAAUUUCCAGUCAACAUCUAAAAUAUUAAAUCCACAUUCAGCAUUUGCUGUUAGCUAUUCAGCAUCAGGCGCUCUUUAUUGGGUCAUGAGGAACUUUACUGCUAACCUGCUGUUAAGUGAACGGUUUUUCAUUUUACCUUUGUUUUUUUUUAGUCCAAGUUGGAGAACGUAGCUGCUGCUUUCUUGCACACUAGAGCACACGUGGACUUUCUCUUGAUCUUUGUGUCGUUUCAGGGUUCAAGGACUCUGUUUGCUGUAGGAGUUCUGAACGUGGCUAGGUUUCCGGAGGCAGGUGUAUAGACGGUGGUGUGGGUUGGGGCAGAAGGGGAUUGCUGUUAGCAGAUGAAACCUGCGUGUUUGCGUUGAUCUCUGAGCAUGGCUUCUUGGUAAGGUUGUACGCCUUCACUAAAGGACGAUGGAGCAGAGCUGUAUUUGAAACGAGAGGGCAGCUGUAUCCGAGAUGUGAGCUUUUGGGGUGGAUAAAGUUGACGUGCAAAUAAACUGAUAGCAACUUCUCGAAGGUGUGAAGCUUCAUAAGGUCAUAAGGAAAAUGUAUAUAUGCUUUUCACAGCUUUCUAGAAUUUUUUGACAUUUGAUUUUCUUGAGACUUGUAAACCUGGGUAUGUUGAAGGGUAUUUGUUAAUUUUACUCUUUGGAAGGUAUUUUAAACCAGUAGAGCUAACAGUGACACCUUGCAUUUCAUUUCAGCAAUGCUUACAGGUUUCUUUUGUAUAUAAUUCUUAGAAUGCUCAUUUCUUUUAAAUGAUUUAAUUUGUACAGCAGAGGAAUGUUACUGUAUUAGUAUGUAACUAUUACCUAAUAUUGAGUUUUUGCAAAAAAAAAAAAAUGAAUGCUCAUAUGUAAUUGAAAUACUUCCGAUCACAUGAAAAUGCUGAUUUAACAUUUAAGUAUCACAGCAUUAAAACAAAAAA